Mercurialis annua (annual mercury) is the source of this 890-nucleotide messenger RNA. RefSeq lists its product as uncharacterized. The record is from RefSeq and is a predicted model, not a curated record. NCBI's taxonomy places the organism in Eukaryota, Viridiplantae, Streptophyta, Magnoliopsida, Malpighiales, Euphorbiaceae. The coding region runs from base 177 to 758 and encodes 193 amino acids. The transcript has 2 exons.
UUGCUAAAGAGGAUUGAAAAACCGUUGCUCAUAACUAACUUCCUGCAGCGAAUCUUGAUACGAUCUUAAAUAUUACAAAACUCAACGUAAAUUUCAGUUUACUCCAAAAGAAAAAUCAAGAAACCACAGCAAACUCUCUCAUUUUUCUUUCUGUUCUUAAAAAAGAGGAAAAUAAAAUGGAUAAUGAUAGCAAGCAAUUAACUUCUCAGGAGAGACUCGAAGUAGGGAAAUCGUCAGCAACGGAAACUCGGUCUGAUGAUAAAAACUCAACUACAGGGGAAGAUGUUGAUAAGAAUAGUUGUGUGAAAGCGGAUCACGGAGCUGACAUUCUUGCCGGCGCCGGUGAGGAAAAUGACCAUACGGGAGAGUUGAAUGAAGUACAGGAUGAAAACGGCGGUGCCGGUGAUAACGGUGACGGUAACGGUGGUGCAAGUAAUAAUUUGGGUGACGGUGGUGCUGGUGAUAACGGUAACAGCGAAGGUGAUGUUAACGGUAACGGCGAAGGUGAUGCUGAUCAUAAUUUGGGCAACGGUGGUGAUGGUGAUAACGGUAACGAUGGUGAUGGUGAUAAUUUUGGUAACGGUGGUGAUGAUGGUAACGGGAACGGGAACGAAAAUGGCGACGGUGGUGAUGAACGUUUGGCUGUACAAAUAAUAAAUUUAUGCGUAGCGGUUGUGCUAACGGUAACGCUACUGGUAACGGCGGUGCUGUUAAUAGCUUGGCUGGACGGGCACAAUCCGUAUAAAUAUGAUUUAUAGUUGACCCGUGAGGCAGUCAUCAGUUUAGUUUAGGCUUAUGGCAGGUUGCUAAUUGUGGUGACUCUUUAGCACAAUUAGCAACCUGAGGCCCAAUUCAAAAAUCAGAACAUCUUCAUCCAAUAAGCAAAUAAA